Messenger RNA from Ochotona curzoniae (black-lipped pika), 2389 nucleotides. RefSeq names its product retinoic acid induced 2 (gene RAI2). Lineage: Eukaryota; Metazoa; Chordata; Mammalia; Lagomorpha; Ochotonidae. The record is from RefSeq and is a predicted model, not a curated record. Bases 424 to 2019 code for a protein of 531 amino acids. The transcript has 2 exons. Gene Ontology annotation, cellular component: nucleus. Gene Ontology annotation, biological process: animal organ development.
GACGCGGGCCGAGGCCGCCACCCGGAGCAGUGCACCCAGCCCUGCUCCUGCUCCAGGCGCCACGCACUGGCCGCAGGGCUGGGAACAGCCGGGGAGGUGGCCCUGGCCAGCGGGGUGGGGGCCCCCCCGAAGUGGGUUUCGAGCCACCACCCGCGCUGGCUCCGGUUGCAGAAGGCGGCGCAUGGCGCACUCCGCACCCUGGGCACCACACCGGGCCGCCUCAGGAUCUGCCGUUCUGCCCCGGCCCGGAAAACCCGGCGCCUUCCAGGCCCUUCGAAAGAUGGAUUCUGUUGACGUAUCUGGCGGCUCUGGCGAGCUGGGUGGAAAGUUGGGUUUUGCUAGAUCACCCUGGGUUCCUCUUUGUGACGCUCAGGGAGCCCUGCAUCCUCCUGGAGCCCGGUCAAGUGGCACCCGAGUCGAGUGAUGGAUGACCUGCAGGCCCAGAAUCUGCCCAUGGACAUGACUGAUUCCCCUCCUGCCCUGGCCAAUAACAGACUGGAGAAUGGCAUGGCCCAGCUCAUCACCACUGAGGCCUGGAACAUCAACUCCACUGACUUGGUCAAGAAGGCCCUGGUGACUGUACCGGCCCCCUCUAUUCUGACCCCGCCUGCCGAGUCCCAGAGUGGCAUGGCUCUGAAGGUGGCGGCCACCGUGCUGCAGCCCCUGUGCCUCGGGGAGAGCCCUGUGGUGAUGCCCAUCCACAUGCAGGUGGAGGGCAGCUCUGCCCCAGAGCUCAAUCCCAAUGCCAAUGCCACAUACGUCAUGACCACGCAGGGCCCCGUGCAGCUGCCUGUGGUGCUGGAGCAGCAUGUCUUCCAGCACCUCAACUCCCCUCUGGUCCUGCCGCAGGAGGCACCCUGCUCAUCCAGCACCAUCCACAACAACCUCUUCCAGGGAGCCGAGGACUCAGAUGCACAGCCCCAGCUCCUGGACCUGCGGCUCCCCAGUCAGCCGCAGGAGCCCACACUGCCGUUCGAAGCCGUGCUACAGAAUCUGUUUCCCUCCCAGGGCACACUCGGCCCCCCUCCCUGUCAGCCUCCUCCUGGCUAUGCCGCUGUGCCGCCCCAGCCCUUCAACUCCCCUCUGUCCCCACUGGUCCCUCCUGCCACCCUCUUGGUGCCCUACCCUGUGAUUGUCCCCCUGCCUGUGCCGGUCCCCAUCCCCAUCCCCAUCCCCGUGCCUCAGAGUUCUGAGUCCAAGUUCAACCCCACUUUCCCCAAGCCGCCCUCUUCCUUCAACCUACACCCCUUUAAGGGCAGCCAGACCCCCCUAGAAAAGGACGAACUGAAGCCCUUGGACUUGCUACAGCCCAAGGAGUACUUCCAACUCAGCCGCCACACGGUCAUCAAGAUGGGCGGUGAGAACGAGGCCCUGGAUCUCUCCAUGAAGUCAGCAGCGCCCUGGCUGAAGGCUGGCCAAGCCAGUCCCACGGUCUUCCAGGAAGACACAGCCCUAGACCUGUCGCUGGCUGCCCACCGCAAACCUGAGCCGACCCCUGAGACACUAUGUGACAGCAGCAACUCAGCCCACAGCCCUGGGCACACUCACAUUGUGCUCGAGAAACUUGCCUGUGCCACGGAAAAGCCCUUGGCCCCUGCCACACCCCAAGAGGCCGGCACCCCAAUGGAUGGCCAUAGCAACAGUGCCUCUGCCACCGCCUCCGAGAUGCCUAGCCAGCCCAGCGGUGAGGUCAAGGCUGAAAAUAACAUUGAGAGUACAAGCGAGUCCCAGGCAGCCAAGGUCAUUGUCUCCGUGGAAGACGCUGUGCCGACCAUCUUCUGUGGCAAAAUCAAAGGCCUCUCUGGUGUGUCCACCAAAAACUUCUCCUUCAAAAGAGAAGACGCCGUGCUUCAGGGCUACGACAUCCACAGCGUGGGAGAAGAGUCUGUGGGAAACUCGGAGCCGCUUAGGAAGCCUGUCAAAAGCCGGAGCAUAAAGUUAAAGAAAAUGAACUCCCAGGAGAUACACACACUGCCAAUCAAGAAACAACGGCUGGCCACCUUUUUUCCAAGAAAAUAAAGAAGGGCUUUUUAACAUUUUUAUGAUUAUAAUAUGGGGAAAGGUGUAUUGGUUUUAUAAAAAGGCAUUUAAAACAAAUUAUCUUUGUUAAUUAUUUGGGGGUUAGUUGGGAAGUGGAAAGGGGGGUCGCCUUUAGAGGCCCUGGAAGCUGGGAUCAUUUUCUUUUUUAAUUUUUGACUUUUCACAAAUGAGUAAAUAAGAGCAACCUAUUUUUCAAGCAGAUUGCACAUUUUUUGCAGCUUUAAUGGAAUAGUGGGUGAAUCAGAGGGGUUAAAAAGAAGCUAUUUUCAUUGCCACAAAGUGCUUUGAUGAUGUAAUACCUAAUAAAGGGUAGGAUGACUAUUUCACAAUAAAUGUUUGUUUGCACUAA